Messenger RNA from Puma concolor (puma), 2112 nucleotides. RefSeq names its product vertebrae development associated (gene VRTN). The record is from RefSeq and is a predicted model, not a curated record. NCBI's taxonomy places the organism in Eukaryota, Metazoa, Chordata, Mammalia, Carnivora, Felidae. Gene Ontology annotation, biological process: regulation of transcription by RNA polymerase II. Gene Ontology annotation, cellular component: chromatin. Gene Ontology annotation, molecular function: sequence-specific DNA binding.
AUGACGUCUCGGGAGCAGCUGGUACAGCAGGUGCUUCAGGAGCUGCAGGAGGCCGUGGAGUCCGAGGGCCUGGAGGGGCUCGUGGGUGCUGCUCUGGAGGCCAAGCAAGUCCUGUCGUCCUUCACCCUCCCCACCUGCCGAGAGGGGGGUUCCGGCCCCCAGGCGCUGGAGGUGGAUUCCGUGGCCCUGAGCCUGUACCCGGAGGACGCUCCCCGGAACAUGCUGCCGCUGGUGUGCAGAGGCGAGGGCAGCCUGCUGUUCGAGGCCGCCAGCGUGCUGCUGUGGGGCGAUGCCGGCUUCAGCCUGGAGCUGCGGGCCCGCACGGUGGUGGAGAUGCUGCUGCACCGGCAUUACUACCUCCAGGGCAUGAUCGACUCCAAGGUGAUGCUGCAAGCCGUGCGCUACUCCCUGCGCUCUGAGGAAUCCCCCGAGAUGACCAGCCUGCCAUCCGCCACGCUGGAGGCCAUCUUCGACGCGGAUGUCAAGGCCACCUGCUUCCCCAACAGCUUCUCCAACGUGUGGCACUUGUACGCCCUCGCCUCCGUCCUGCGGCGCAACAUCUACUCCAUCUACCCCAUGCGAAACCUCAAGAUCCGGCCCUACUUUAACCGCGUCAUCCGGCCCCGCCGCUGCGACCACGUGCCCGCCACGCUGCACAUCAUGUGGGCCGGCCAGCCCCUCACCAGCCACCUCUUCCGCCACCAGUACUUUGCCCCCGUGGUGGGGCUGGAGGAGGUGGAGGCCGAAAGUGACCCCGGCCAGCCCCCAGCGCCUCCAGCCCUGGCCCCGCUGCCGCCACCCGCCAAGACCCUGGCGCUGCUCAACCAGGAGCCCGGCCUCAGCUACUCCCACCUCUGUGAGCGCUAUAGCGUCACCAAGAGCACCUUCUACCGCUGGCGGCGGCAGUCCCAGGAGCACCGGCAGAAGGUGGCCACGCGCUUCUCCGCCAAGCACUUCCUGCAGGACAGCUUCCACCGUGGGGGCGUCGUGCCGCUGCAGCAGUUCCUCCAGAGGUUCCCCGAGAUCUCCCGCUCCACCUAUUACGCCUGGAAGCAAGAGCUCCUGGGCUCUGGCACUUGCCAGGCCCUGGCCCCCAAGGAGGUGCAGGUGCUGGAGGAGCUGGAGAAGCUGCCGGACGAGCAGAUCGCCAAGGGGCUGGGAUGCUCGUCGCUGGCCGUGUCGAGCCCUGGCAUGAUCUUAAUGCAGCGGGCCAAGUUGUACCUGGAGCACUGCAUCUCCCUGAACACACUGGUACCCUAUCGCUGCUUCAAACGCAGGUUCCCCGGCAUCUCGCGGUCCACCUACUACAACUGGCGCCGGAAGGCCCUCCGAAGGAACCCCGGCUUCAAGCCGGCGCCGGCCCUCUCCACGGCCGGGGCUCCCCAGCCAGCGUCUGUUCCGGAGGAGGUCCUGCUCCCCUGGAAGGGUGAGGUGGGAGAGGGGCCGGGCCAAGCGACUGCGGGGGGACCGCCGGCCCCCCGUGAGCUCCUGCCCCCAAAGGUGCCCCUGUCCCGUUGGCAGAGGCGUCUGCGCAGGGCUGCCCGCAAGCAGGUGCUGAGCGGGCACCUCCCUUUCUGUCGCUUCCGCCUCCGCUACCCCAGCCUGUCGCCCUCUACCUUCUGGGUCUGGAAGAGUCUUGCCCGGAGUUGGCCCAGAAGCCUGUCCAAAUUCCAGAUGCAGGCCCCCAGCUUGGGCAAAGAAGGGAUGGAAGCUGAGGAGAAGCAGGAGAAAGAAGCCUGCAGGGAUGUGACCGCUGUGACGGCCCCUCCUGUGGGAGACCCCCCGCGGGUGGGGUCUUCUCCAGGAGAGGAUCCGGGGAAAGCCCAGGGAGGGCCUUCCAGAGAGGGGGCCACCGCCCAGGGCCGGCCCCACAGCAGCCUCCCUGUGACCGAGGCGGCAGUGGGUGGCAGGGACGGCCAAGUGCUGGUGAUGGACAUGCUCGCCACCACAAAGUUCAAGGCCCAGGCCAAGCUGUUCUUGCAGAAACGCUUCCAGUCUAAGAGUUUCCCCUCCUUCAAGGAGUUCAGCGCCCUCUUUCCCCUCACUGCCCGCUCUACCUACUAUAUGUGGAAGCGGGCACUCUAUGAUGGCCUCACGCUGGUUGAUGGCUGA